AUGAAGAAGUACGCCUUGCUUAUCCUCGUCGUACUGGUGAAUGUUGAUGACACUAAAUCGCAGACAGACUUUACCAGACAGGAAAAUGCAAAGGGUGAACAUGUCGUUCAGGCUGUGGUUGACGCCAUUAGAAGCCAUUGUAUAUUUGCCUCUGAUCGCUUGUUUUUAAGACGUUUAGCUCUGGUUCAAUCAAACGAUGGUGAAGAUGCUAAAACUUAUAGAGAUAGUUAUCAUGGUGGAAUCUGGCAGGUUGAUAAGGAGAAGUACGAACAAACACGGACAUGCCCUGGUAUUCUAGAAUAUGUUUGUGAAAAUAUUAAAACCAGGCUGAGAAUCAACUGGCAGAGGACUACGUGGAGAGAUUUGCGUAAGCCGUUGUAUUCGGGCAUGGCUGCUUCACUGUUCAUCAUGUACACUUUAACUUUUGUUGUUGAUGGCUCUGGCAGUAUUGGACGUGAUGGCUUCAAUACAGUUCGGCAGUUUAUGAUUGAAGUCACAAACCGUUUGGAUAUAGGUCCGAAAAUGACUCAGGUAGCUGCCGUUACCUUCAGUCAUCGGGCUUUGGUAGAGUUCUAUUUAAAUGAUCAUUCUACUGAGAGAAGCUUAAACCAGGCUAUUAGUGAAAUAGAGCACCCAUCCAUAACAGUGUUCGCUAUUGGUGUUGGGAAUAAAAUAAAUGAAAACGAAUUAAAGGUCAUCUCCUCAGAUCCUUAUUGUACCCAUGUUUUCAUUUUAAGGGAUUUUUCUGAAAUUGAGACAAUUAUUAACGCAAUACAGAAACGUGCAUGUCGAGGUGUUGAUGUUUCUGACCCGAUCAAAGCUUUCCACCAGAAUCCUCUCGACUCUACCAAAUUUAUCAAAUGUGAUGUUGAGGGUAAUAUGUAUGUCAUACAAUGUCCAAGUGGAGAGCAAUACCAUCAAGACAGGAACAAAAAUCCGAAUACCAACGCUAAAUAA
This is a messenger RNA of Patella vulgata (common limpet), 957 nucleotides long. RefSeq lists its product as uncharacterized. Lineage: Eukaryota; Metazoa; Mollusca; Gastropoda; Patellidae. The transcript has 6 exons. The coding region runs from base 1 to 957 and encodes 318 amino acids. The record is from RefSeq and is a predicted model, not a curated record.